AUGAGUGCUGACGGUGUCCCUUCCUGUUUCCUCCAUGUCUUCAGGUGGGGCAGGUGGAGCGACAUCCUGGCUCACGGGCGCUUCAAGCGGCCCCUGAAGGAGGCCGACGUGGAGACGAUCUGCAGGGCCCUGCUGGCUUACUGCCUGCUGCAUUACCGCGGAGACGAGAACAUCAAGAGCUUCAUCUGGGACCUGAUCACCCCGAGUGCAGACGGGACCACCAAGACGCUGACCAACCACUCUGGUCUCUCCACUCCAGUCCCUCGGGGCAGGAAGGGCAAGAAGGGGAAGCCCCUAGCCCCGCCUCCGCAGACGCCGCGAGCCGAUUGGCUGGCCAGCUGCAACCCCGACCACUUACUGCAAGAGGAUAGCUACAAGAGACACCUGAAACACCACUGUAACAAGGUGUUGCUGCGGGUGAGGAUGCUAUAUUACCUGCGGCAGGAAGUCAUCGGCGACCAGGCCGAUCGCAUCCUGGAAGGAGCUGACUCCAGUGAGCUGGACGUCUGGAUCCCCCAGCCGUUCCACGCCGAGGUCCCGGCCGACUGGUGGGACAGCGAGGCCGACAAAUCCCUGCUCAUCGGGGUCUUCAAGCACGAGACUCGCUCCGGUGGUUUCCAACACGGCAAACAUCACGCGAGGAGUCACGCACACAUCACGUUCAAACUGGGCGAGGGCACACAUGCAUACACACCAACACAUCCCACCCACUUCUGCUGCCACCGGUUGAUUGGUGUUGCUAUGGCGAUAGCAGUACGCAGCUGGCAGGCUCAGUGUGCUAUCGGGAGUGUGAUUGAUGGCUGGUUUCACCAGGAGCCCCCAGAGAGAGAGAGAGAGUGUGUGUGUGUAUGUGUCUCUGCUUUGGCAGGUAGUUACAGGUGUGUAUGUCACAGAUGAGGAUAAUAAUAAUACCAAACUAAUUUCCCUUUUCUCCGUUUACCGACAUUGGAUUGUAGCGUUGGUCUCCCUAUGACACACCUCUAGUUGCUGCCUGACUGUGUCUGCAAGCUGUGGAAGGAGACACUCAUUCAUAUUAAUUUGGCAUAAUUGUCAUAAUUUUAUUAUCAUUGCCACCCUCUAUGAUUCAAUUAGGACCCACACACACAGGGAUACAAAAGGGCUCACUCAUAGUUAAUCAUAAUCCUCAUUCACUUUGGAGGCCCUCGGGGUGGGGGGGCUAACACACAAAAUAAUGCAUGUCUCACACACAC
This is a messenger RNA of Anarrhichthys ocellatus (wolf-eel), 1211 nucleotides long. RefSeq names its product chromodomain-helicase-DNA-binding protein 7-like. The transcript is spliced from 6 exons. Lineage: Eukaryota; Metazoa; Chordata; Actinopteri; Perciformes; Anarhichadidae. The record is from RefSeq and is a predicted model, not a curated record. The coding region runs from base 1 to 897 and encodes 298 amino acids.